This is a messenger RNA of Trematosphaeria pertusa, 590 nucleotides long. RefSeq lists its product as uncharacterized. The coding region runs from base 168 to 494 and encodes 108 amino acids. The record is from RefSeq and is a predicted model, not a curated record. Lineage: Eukaryota; Fungi; Ascomycota; Dothideomycetes; Pleosporales; Trematosphaeriaceae. The transcript has a single exon.
CGCCUUGUACUGUAUCCGGAAAACACCACGCUCUGAAAGCUGGUUGAGGCGGUCCGCGGAGGUGUUGUUGCUGGCCCGGGGAAUCCCCUUCCCAGCUCCGCAGACGCCAGCAACUCCACCAUGGCGCACCAACCCUCCCACAACACCACCCCCCCGCGCAAUCGUCUAUGCCUGACGAGACCGAGGAAAGCCAUCGCGCAGUCGAGUUCUGGCCUUGGGCUAGCGGCGUCACGUGCGGCCGGCUCCAGCGUCUCCGCUGCCCCUCAACACCAUCACGACUCGCGAAGCCGCGAGCCUCGCGAUGCACUCGCGCGCCGCCGCCAGCAUAUCCCGUCCGCCAUCAUUUUUCUCGGCUGAGACAAGCAUGUCGCCGUCUUCUAGAGGGUGCGAUGCCUACCACGCUUCACAUGUGUUGGAAUCGUUGCCCGAAGCGGCACCUGAAGCCGCUCCCGUUUCAGGACCCCCCAAGCGCUGUGCCUUAUGCCAACGGUUGACGGCCAUCCGGCUGCUCUUCCAACGCCCGCCACCACCUCUGCCAUUAUUCUCCAGUCCACACCGGCAGUCUGCAGAAACUUCAAUUUCCCACGUUU